AUGUUUUCAGGGUUUGGUUCCUAUGAUGGGAACCAGUUUGCUAGUAUUCCUCAAAAAUUCGAAUCAUUCUUCAGAUGUUAUCCAAUAUCGAUGAUGAACGAUAGAAUCAGAAAAGAUGAUGCCAAUUAUGGGGGUAAGAUUUUUUUACCACCAAGUGCAUUGAAUAAAUUGACCAUGUUGAAUAUUAGAUAUCCAAUGUUAUUUGAAUUAAUGGCAAAUGAAAAUGGUAAAAUUACACAUGGUGGUGUCUUAGAAUUUAUAGCAGAGGAGGGUAGAACUUAUUUACCUAAUUGGAUGAUGGAAACUUUAGAUGUAAAGCCUGGUUCUUUGUUGAAAAUAUCAACUAUUGAUAUACCAUUGGGUAGUUAUGUUAAUAUAGAGCCACAAUCUGUAGAUUUCUUAGAUAUCUCAGAUCCAAAAGCUGUACUAGAGAAUGUUUUACGUAAUUUCUCUACGUUGACCAUUAACGAUAUUAUUGAAAUAAGCUAUAAUAACAAAAUAUACAGAAUCAAAAUUUUAGAGGUUAAACCUGAAUCUCCUUCAAAGGGUAUAUGUGUUAUAGAGACAGAUUUAAUUACAGAUUUUGCACCUCCGGUAGGUUAUGUAGAACCUGAUUAUAGAAGUGAGGCUGCUAAGAAUGAAGUUAAAAAGGAUAAUGCAAAAAUCGAUCCUUCAAAUAUUUCUCAAGGUUCAAUGUCAAAAAGAAUAGAUUAUCACGGUAUAGUGAAUAAAUCGAAUUUAUCUACUACUUUUGGUGGACAAGGUCAAAAACUAUCAGGUAUGGCUUCGAAAAAGAAAUCUUCCACUGAUUUAAAAAAUAUAGAGAUUUCAUUGGAAGGUAUUCCAUUAAAGUUAGACUUAUCAGACGGUCAAUUGUUUUUUGGAUUCCCAAUUGUAUUACCUAAAAAAGAAGAUGAUAAGGACAACGAAACUUCAAGCACAAAUUUCUCUGGUCAAGGUCAAUCGUUGAGGAAGAGUAAUAAAAGGAAAGGUAAAAGUAAUUUAGAAAAUGUGAAAACUAAAUCACCUAAAAGCCCAGAAGUGAUCGAAAUAGAUUAA
Vanderwaltozyma polyspora DSM 70294 is the source of this 1059-nucleotide messenger RNA. It is a transcript of the gene UFD1, whose product is annotated as polyubiquitin-binding protein UFD1. The transcript has a single exon. Lineage: Eukaryota; Fungi; Ascomycota; Saccharomycetes; Saccharomycetales; Saccharomycetaceae. The coding region runs from base 1 to 1059 and encodes 352 amino acids. Gene Ontology annotation, molecular function: polyubiquitin modification-dependent protein binding. Gene Ontology annotation, cellular component: VCP-NPL4-UFD1 AAA ATPase complex. The record is from RefSeq and is a predicted model, not a curated record.